Molecule: messenger RNA, 1014 nt
Organism: Lachancea nothofagi CBS 11611
Lineage: Eukaryota; Fungi; Ascomycota; Saccharomycetes; Saccharomycetales; Saccharomycetaceae
Source: the annotation of a GenBank genome assembly
AUGACCUCCCUGCUCACUGAAACAGAGCCUCAAGAUGCUUUACCCUUCAUCAAAGAUGCUACACCGUCUUUUGAGUCAAAUGAGCGCAUUCUAGCACCUUCGAUUGACGAAGUUGAUUCUAACCCAGAUGAGUUACGCAGCAUACGAGGAAAAGGCCGAUAUUUUGGUGUGACAGACCCAUCAGACUCUAAUCUAGAUGCUGAACCUAAAUGCAAUAACUGUUCACAACGCGGCCACUUCAAGAGAAACUGUCCGCAUGUGAUAUGCUCCUACUGCGGACUUAUGGACGAUCAUUAUUCUCAACAUUGUCCCAGGGCUAUCAGAUGUGCCAACUGCAAUGGAGAAGGUCACUACCGCAGUCAAUGUCCCCAUAAAUGGAGGCGUGUAUUUUGCACGCUAUGCAAUAGUAAGAAACAUGCGCGAGAUCGCUGUCCCAGUAUUUGGAGAAGCUACUUUCUCUUGGACGGCAAUAAACGGAGGGUUCUGCCAAUACACAGGAUUUUUUGCUACAAUUGUGGCAGCAAAGGUCACUUUGGUGACGAUUGUUUCGACGAGCGCUCUUCGAGAGUUCCUAACGAAGACGGAAGUGCUUUUUCAGGCGAAAAUUUGCCUCAACAAGUCAAAGAAAACUACUUUACACAUUUAGAAAGAUAUCGCGAUGAUUUUUCUGAGGAUAUGUCUUACCAUUCCCGUGACAUUAGACAACUACAAGCACCUAAGCACCCUAAAGGGAAAGCUGAUGAUUCGAUGUACGAGGACGACUCUUCUUCUAGUUCUCGCUCUAGGAAGUCGAAGAAAAGAAGCCGAAAUGGUGAAGAGUACGGCGAUCAUUCUCAAAGCCGUUAUAGAAAUAACGCAAGUAAGUCUAAUUUUUUUCCUCCUCCAUACCAAAAAUCCAAGCCUGCCCCUAGACCAUCGUCGAGAGGAAAUCUUCUUCCCCCAACACAGAACAGGAAACACCCGCUAGAUUUCCCUCGCUCGUCGAAGUCUCAGCACCAACGGUUUGAUUAUUAA